This is a messenger RNA of Thecamonas trahens ATCC 50062, 927 nucleotides long. RefSeq names its product GHMP kinase. Lineage: Eukaryota; Apusomonadida; Apusomonadidae. The coding region runs from base 1 to 927 and encodes 308 amino acids. The transcript has a single exon. The record is from RefSeq and is a predicted model, not a curated record. Gene Ontology annotation, molecular function: ATP binding.
AUGACCAUCCGGAUUACCUCGCAGCUGCCAGACGGGACGGAAGUCGAGGUCGAGGCUGAGAGCGAGGACGCGCUGCGGGCUUUGGCUGCCAACCGUGACAACAAGCUGUGCUACGCGGCUGGUGCUGCAGCCGAGGUUGUGGCUCGCCGCGAGUGGGCCGAGGCCGGCGCGGCGCGGCAGCUGACAUCAGUGGAGAUUGCGGUAAGCGUGGCAGGCCUCCCGCUGGGCAAAGGGCUCUCGUCGUCGGCGGCGCUGUGUGUGCUGGUGGUGAAGGCGCUGGCCGCGGCUGCCGCCGUGGACUGGCCGCCGACUCUGGUGAUGGCCAUCGCGCACGCCGGCGAGCUCGCUGCGGGCUCGCCUUGCGGCCUGCUUGACCAGAUUGCACCCGCGCAUGGGCCGGGCGCGUAUCGCGUCGGGUUUGGUGGCGAAGGCAAGGUGACCGUGGAGCGGGUAGUCGUCGGCGGGCAGAUCGCGCUGGUGGUCAUUGAUCUUGGGGCAGCCAAGGACACGCGGGCGAUUCUUGAAGGACUACAGCAAGCGUAUCCCAAUGCACAGAGCGCUGCAGAUUGUGCAUUGCAUGCUCUGCUCUCAGACAAAGCCCGGGCGUUUGUGGCGGCAGCUGGCGACGCGCUAGUUGGCGGGGACGCAAGACGGCUGGGCAAGGUUCUUGUUGAGGCGCAGCAGGCGUUUGACGAGGUGGCGAUUCCGAUGGUGCCAAGCGAGCUCGCAGCGCCGGUGCUACAUGGCCUGCUGACGGAUGCGACGGUGGGCGAACUUGUGUGGGGCGGCAAGGGGGUGGGAUCGCAAGGGGACGGAUGCGCGCAGUUUGUGGCGCGGAGCGCCGAGGCAGCCGAGGCGCUUGUGACAUAUGUAGGCGAGACGUAUCCGAGCAUGAGUGGGCUAGUGCUUUGCCUCGAGGCCGAGUAG